Molecule: messenger RNA, 994 nt
Organism: Schistosoma intercalatum
Lineage: Eukaryota; Metazoa; Platyhelminthes; Trematoda; Strigeidida; Schistosomatidae
Source: the annotation of a GenBank genome assembly
AUGGAAACUACUGUGUUAGUUACAGGGGGUUCUGGUUUAGUGGGAAAUGGGAUUCGACUAGCUCUAGAGAACAUUAACGGUUCCCUCAAACGAAAUAAUGAAAAGUGGAUAUUUUUAUCUUCUAAAGAUGUUGAUCUGACGGACAGUAAUGCUACUCGGGCGUACUUUGAACGCAUGCGCCCAACCUACGUAAUUCACUUAGCUGCCAAAGUUGGCGGUUUGUUUGCCAAUAUGUCUGACAAUCUUGAAUUCUUUCGGCAAAAUAUGCAUAUUAAUGACAAUGUAUUAUCAAGUAGCCAUGCAGUUGGUGUAAAGAAGGUUAUUUCAUGUCUUUCAACGUGUAUAUUUCCUGAUCGUACAACUUAUCCAAUCGACGAAACUAUGGUACAUAAUGGACCUCCACAUGAUUCUAAUUAUGGAUAUUCUUAUGCUAAGCGCAUGAUUGAUGUAAUGAAUAGAGGGUAUAGCGAGACUUUUGGUGUUAUUUAUACAUCUAUUAUACCUACCAAUGUAUUUGGUCCAUUUGAUAACUUUGAUAUUAAUCAAGGACAUGUUCUUCCUGGUCUUAUUCAUAAAGCAUACUUGGCUAAAAAAAAUGGCGAACCUUUAACUGUUUGGGGUUCUGGUAAGCCAUUGCGUCAGUUUAUUUAUUCCGUUGAUUUGGGUCAUCUCAUCAUAUGGGCUUUACGGGAGUACAACGAUUCUUCUCCAAUCAUACUUUCUGUACCCGAAAGUGAUGAAAUUUCGAUCCGUCAAGCUGCCGAAGCAGUAGCCAAGGCGAUGGAUUGUCCUAAACUCGUUUUUGACACAACUAAAGCGGAUGGUCAGUUUAAGAAAACUGCAAAUGCAUCGAAACUUCGUCAACUUUAUCCUGAUUUUAAAUUCACUCCUUUUGAACAGGGUGAGUAAAACUUUCUACACACAUAUUUUAUUUAUUUAUUUUUAUUUGAACACAUAAAUAUUAGUACAAGAUGGCACCAAAUAUAUAUGCGCC